Phytophthora infestans T30-4 is the source of this 300-nucleotide messenger RNA. RefSeq lists its product as uncharacterized. Lineage: Eukaryota; Oomycota; Peronosporomycetes; Peronosporales; Peronosporaceae. Bases 1 to 300 code for a protein of 99 amino acids. The record is from RefSeq and is a predicted model, not a curated record. The transcript has a single exon.
AUGGUUCAUUCCCCCAACGCUCAGUAUCAUACAGAUUUGGCCAGUGUGACGCGUGACAAUGUUGAUGGAAUCGUCUCUCGAAUAUUUGUUUAUGUUUUAAUGGAGCUCGUAUCUUUCGUUGUGCUAGCUGUAAUCACACAGCGAAAUUGCGGAAUCAACGCGCUGUAUCAGCUGGCGUUUGUGUUGGAGACCCAAAUGCUCGUUGUCCAGUCGACGUUGGUGAUGUGGAUAUUGAUGACCCUGACGUAUCGAGUUACUCAUUUUGGUAAGUCGGGUUUGCAGAUGUCAUUUUGUAGGUGA